UUGAUCAUAUAACACGCUUUUAAAUUGACAAUGGGCAAGUAGUCGAGGCAAUGAGUCAAGCGCGUCAAAACAACCUACCAGUGAUUCAAAAUAUAACGGUCGGCUUUCGAUAUACUACCGUGGAUGAACAUCCGCAAUCAUGGACGAUUAGACGGAACGUUCUCAAGACGGAGCAUGGUUUAAAGUGUUGUGGCAAUUUAGCUCUCUUCGUGAAGGUGCGAGCAUUGGGUACCAUCAUUCUAAUUCAAAGUGGGAGUUUUACCAUUGUGGGCGCGAAAGCGAUUGAAUCAAUAUGGAGCAUUCAUCGGAUCAUGGCUGCCAUCAUUCAUCCAUUGAAAUAACGUAUCCUGAAGAUGAAUGUGUGUGUACCCAAUGUGGAAUGGUUAGGGAUAAAAACUAUUUUGACACACGCAACAUAGUUAUUGAUGAAUUGGAGGAUUGUGAAAUUCGAAAUCGUUUAACCAACAUCAUGAUCAACAUACACAUUCCCUUGGGGAUUUUAGAUUUAACAAUGUUCACAUAUCGCCAAUUCAGAUGCGAUGAUCGUUUGUCAAAGUUUAAAAACAUUAUUAUCGGCAUAUUUGCUCUAUACGAUACCCUGAAUACAGAGGGAAUCACGAGAAAUGAACAUGAAUUAUGCAAUGUGGCUGACAUUGAUCCUCAUAAACUAUGGUGCAUUCAAAAAAUCCUAGGCUAUGAAUCCCGUGCCACAUCCAGCUCGUUCAUCGAGCGAAUGAGUGUUGAAUUGAAUUUCCCAUUUUUUCUCCAAAAUGAUGAGUUGGACCUCGUUGAUCGCAUUAAAGAAACCAGUUAUUCUAAGCCGGGCACAGUUAUCGCAUGUUCAUUUUAUAAAGUCAUUCAAGAUAGACAACUGGAAAUUGAAAUAACAAAAAUUUGCCAGGCUGCGUCCGUGUCUAAAACAUCUGUCAUUAAUCUGUACAAGCAAAUUCAAAAUAUUGUGUAGUAUGUAUUGUUAAAUGUAUAAUCUGUGUUGAGUGAAAAUAAAUUCAUCACCACACCAUCAUUGACAUCAUCAUCUUCAUGUAAAUCAUAUCGUUUGUCAUUGUAGAUUGUCAUAGGCCAUGUUUGUGUAGAUAUGACUUUAAUCAUGAGUCAAUUCAGCACCACACGCUCGUCCAUGUUCCUUGCGCGGCCAAAUCGAUUGUUGUGCAAUUCAGCGGCGGACGCUCGUCCAUGUUCCCUGUUAUAUAAACCCAAUCUUUAUUCAACAUUUAGUUCUCAUAUGUUUAACAUCGUUACUCCGGCAUCUAUCAUAAACAAUCCAGUUCACGCACAAGAUUCAGCAGUUUAACAUUAUCUCACCUCCAUCUAUUAUAAACAUUCGGCAUAAUGAUGACGAGUGGCAAUACUAGUGGCAAACCAUUUUUUUGUGACCUGUGUCAAGUGGGAUUUAGUCGAAAGAACGCAUUGGAAAAUCACAAUCAGAGAAAACAUUCGGACACACCAAUGCAUUAUCAGUGUUGGGUUUGUGGUCUCAACUUUGACACUAUUGCAGGGGUGUCAUCGCAUCGUCGGACACAUAUGCACCCAAACUCAUUUGUGGAAAGGCAAAGAGCUUUUCACGGCAUGGCUCGAUCAUUUGAAUAUGAUGUAACUCUCGAGAAUGAGAAUGAUAUCCGUCGAGUCUUGGUCAUAAUCAAACAUGAUCUUUUACAAUUACUCCGGACAAUUCUCGCUACAGGUCGUUUUAAAAUUGCCAUCGUGGUUAUUGUGGAAUGUAGUAAGACAAACGAAAAUGGUGAGAUUGAUGAUAUUCUCUUCGUUCCUUUUCGAUCUGACUCCUUUACCACUCAUCCCGAAGAUGAUUUAGAAUUGUACAUUCAUGAUAGUUUCAAUUCGAUUGAUGUAAAAAUGGACAAUUUUCACGAGCAUGGAUCAUUCUGGAAAGUUGAGCGAAUUCUUUACAUUCGUGUAGAAUCAUCUAAAUGCUCUACUUUGAAUGGUGGCUGUAACUUAUUGGCCGUAAACCAUCCUAAACAAUUGAAAACCCCCCACAUUCGUCGGGAUGCAUAUACCCGUAAUGAUUGUUUUUUAUCGGGCAAUUGCAUCUCAUUUCACCAACAGUUCUGAUGAUAUUGUUAUUGACUCGUUCAUUAAUCAAUCUAUCAAGAAACUUCACUCGGGUGAUGUACCUGUACAAGUUCGAGACAUUGGCAAAUUCGAGCGAAUGAAUCAUGAACUUUCACUCCGCGUCAAUGUGUUAUAUAUGGAGGGGGAUGAUAUUUAUCCCAUUCGAACAUCUCACAACUUUAAUGGUGCAAAUGUUGUCAAUUUAGCCCUUUAUAAUUGCCUUCAAGCGGGAAAAGUCGUUAGUCAUUACAGUCUGGUUCAAUGUUUAGAUACAUUUAUACGCAAAACUUAUCGUAAUGACAAUGGUAAAAAAACAUAUCAAAAAUGUCAUCCAUGCCCCAAUUGCUUUCAAAAACUAUCAAGUCCAACACUUUUGAAGGAUCAUAUGAAUGCUUGUUUGAAUAAUACUCCUAGACGAUUGGAAUUCCCACCCGAAGAGAAAAACAUCGCAUUUGAACAUUUUGUUAGAAAAUUUAAAGCCCCAUUCAUUGCUUUUUUUGACAUGGAGAGUUGUUGUCAAGACCCGCAUACUUCUUGCUUUAGAUCGUGUCAACCGAAUCAAUGUCAUCAUCACAGUUCAACAUUUAAAGAACAAGUAGCUGUCUCAUAUUCAUUAAUCAUUUUGGAUUUCAAAUAUGAGAUUGUCCUACAACAGCAUUACGCUGGUUAUGAUUGUAUUGUUAAUUUACAGCAAACGCUUGCCAUAGCUCGUCAACGAAUUGACAUAAUUGUUAAGGAUAUCAUUCCUAUGGUUUUGAGCGUUGAUGAUUUAAUCAGAUUUGAACAGACCCAGGCCUGUCAUAUUUGUGAGCGUGAUUUCAUCCGUUCGGAUGACAUCGUGGUAAGGGAUCAUUGUCACUUGACAGGAAAAUUUCUAGGUGCCGCUCACAAUGUUUGUAAUCUCAAUCGACCAGAACCCAGGAUGGUACAUAUUUAUUGUCACAAUUUCAGUGGAUAUGAUUCUCAUUUGAUAUUGAUACAUUUAAAAUUAAAUCAGGAUUGUCCAACUAUUGAGUGUAUGGCUCUGAAUACAGAAAAAAUUAGGACUCUGAAACUUGGAAAUUUCAUUUUCCUUGAUUCAAUGUCAUUUUUACAAGGAUCAUUAGCUGAAUUGGUCAAUGAUUUGGCUAAAUCUGGAUCGCAAUUUAGGGUGCUGGAACAAAUGGGAUUGGCUCAAGAUAUGAAUAAACAUAAUUUUUUACUUCGAAAGGGUGUUUUUCCAUAUGAGUUUGCUUCGAGUAUUGAGAAGCUGAAGGCGACCACCAAUAUGCCUGUCAAGGAAAUGUUUUUCAAUCAUCUCACAGACUCAAUGGUGAGUGACGAGGACUAUAAUCAUGCAACGAAAGUUUUUGAAGAAUUUAGUUGUUGCAAUAUGUUAGAUUACAUGAUGCUUUACAUGAAGCUAGAUACAGCUCUCUUGGCGGAUGUGUUUAUUAAUUUUCGUGAGACUAUGCAUGACAAGUUUCAACUUGAUCCUUGUCAAUAUAUUUCAUUACCGGGAUAUGCAUAUGGUUGCAUGAUGAAAUUGACCGGAAUUCACAUUGAUCAUAUUCGAGAUCCUGACAUGUUUUUGCUACUUGCGCAAAACAUUCGAGGUGGUUUUUCUUUUAUUGGACAACGAUUGGAAACUGAUCAAACUAAAUCUAAAACUUUUGUUUGUAAUGAUCGAAAACAAAUGAUUCCAUCCAAGCGCAACAACAUACUGUACAUUGAUGCUAACAAUUUGUAUGGCUGGGCACAAUGUCAAUCACUGCUUAUUGGGGAAUAUCAAUUUCUUUCAUGUAAUGAAAUAGAUUGUUUAAAUGUGAUGGAUCUCGGUGAUCAUGAUGAUUAUGGAUAUAUCUUUGAGGUGGAUAUGGAAUAUCCAUCAUCAUUACGUGAUGCUCAUCAAAGCUUCUACCGUUAGCUCCUGAAAAGCAAACAAUCACAAUUGACUUGCUUUCUACAUAUCAAAAAAAAAAUGUCGGCAAAAGUUGAAUAUGAAAAACAAAAGCUCGAACAAACUCACGGCAACAUUUUUUGACCGAAAAACAUAUGUUGUUCAUUAUGUCAUUUUAAAACUAUACUUAAAAUUGGGUAUGAAAAUCGCAAAAACAUUUAGAGUCAUCAAGUUUCGUCAAUCGCAGUUUUUAAAGAAUUACAUCGAUUAUUGCACUGAAAUGCGUCAAAGUUCUCAAACAGACUUCAAAAAACGCUGGUUCAAAUUGAUGGCCAAUUGCAUCUAUGGCAAGUUUAUUGAAAACACAUCCAAGCAUUUGCAAGUUAAGUUUGCGCAAACAGAAGAAAAACUGGUACACUAUACUACUAGUCCCAGAUUUAUGAAUAAUUUAAUUAUCUCGCCCGACCUAGUUGCAGUCUUCCUACAAUCAUCUUCAACCAUAGCUAAACAGGCCUAUGCCAUUGGCUUCAGCAUUUUAGAUUUGAGUAAAGCUUUCAUGUAUACAUCGUAUUAUGAAAACAUUGUACCCGCAUUCGAUGGUAAAUGUAAAGCUUUAGUGAGUGACACCGACAGCUUGCUCAUUUCAACACCGUUUACCACUAAUCCAUUUUUCAAAUUUAUACAUAUCUUAGACACUUCAAACUUUGACCUUGACCAUCCUCUGUUUAGUGAGUCUCGUCGAUCUGAAUUAGGAUAUUUCAAAUCCGAAACCGGUUCCAGGUUGGUUACACGAUUUGUUGGGUUGCGAUCAAAAUGCUAUGCUUUCGAGACGCAUGUUUCAUCUGACACGAUCAAAUGCAAGGGUGUGUCCAAAAUAUUCAAGAACAAAAUCCCACUGAGUAACUUUGAACAAUGCAUUCGCAUUAUAACAUCCAUUCGAGUCAAUCAGUUUUCCAUGCAUAGCGUAAAUCAUUCUCUUAGAAUUGUAAAUAGUAAUAAAUUAGCUUUUUCUUGCUAUGAUGACAAACGAUAUAUUUUACCCUUUGGCAUUCAUACAUUGCCUUAAGGUAGUUGUGACAUUGUCAAAAACUCUGUUGUAUGCUCCUUUUGUUGUUAACCAAAAUGUUUCUCAAAAAUUGCUGUAACACGAUUUACAUGUUGUUUCAUCUUAAUGUUUUGUACAUUUAUAUUUCAUUAUUGUCAUGUUCUUUCAUGUUCAAUAAAAGACAAUCGUCAUAAC
Tigriopus californicus is the source of this 5210-nucleotide messenger RNA. RefSeq lists its product as uncharacterized. Bases 4071 to 5036 code for a protein of 321 amino acids. Lineage: Eukaryota; Metazoa; Arthropoda; Copepoda; Harpacticoida; Harpacticidae. The record is from RefSeq and is a predicted model, not a curated record. The transcript has 3 exons. Gene Ontology annotation, molecular function: nucleotide binding; DNA-directed DNA polymerase activity; DNA binding. Gene Ontology annotation, biological process: DNA replication.